AUGCAUGUAAGAAAGAAAACCAUGCCAAAGGCAGAUCGACGACGCCUCGCAGCGAGUGACAGUAAGAGCGACGCGGAUCGCAAGAUUCAGACUGUCAAGUCGGCUAACAAAAGCUCAAGAAAAGAAGAAGGUAAUGCGCUAAAUGAGGCUUUGGAACCCUUAAUUAAGGCCCCGUCGGAUGAGGCGGAAUUCCAACUUUUGGCAAUUCAAACCGAUCAAUUAGAAUUCAAAGUUGCCCAAUGGAAACAACAACAAAUGUUACGACGUGACGCGUUGCAACUUAAGAGUGAGGAGAUUAAAUUGAAGGAAAUGAUAACCAAGCAGCAACAACAUACACAAGUAAUGGAGUUAAAGGCAGGAAUUUUUAAAGCAUUGGAUGAAGCCAAUCAAUCUUCAGCUCAAGCUAAAAAAUACCUUGCACUAUUAGAAGGAUGA
Peronospora belbahrii is the source of this 435-nucleotide messenger RNA. The record is from the annotation of a GenBank genome assembly. NCBI's taxonomy places the organism in Eukaryota, Oomycota, Peronosporomycetes, Peronosporales, Peronosporaceae.